GGAUGGAGAGGACUGAGGGGGCCCGGGCUCCUGGCUCGGGCGGUGCCGCUGACAGGCAGGUGGGCGCGGCUAUUCCCGGUCCCGUUACCAGUAGCCGGAAAGUUUGGGCCCCGCUCGUUGCCUUCGCCUCCAGCCCGACUUUGAUAGGCCCCUGGGGAAGUAACUGCUCCUCCAACUGUGGGAAUGGCUGGAGGAGGGUCGGGGGAGAAUUGGGGUAAAACCCUGGCGACAAUGGAAUGGCAGCAGUCUCCCUCCUCCCCGGGGCUAAGUUUCUGCGAAAGCUUUAACUUCGAGUUUAUCUUUCGGAUCAAAUCCUCGGCUGCUGCCUCGGAAAGAAGGCUUUUUCCAAGUGACAGACGCACUGAAUCAAAGUAGAGGAGGGGCUGUGAACACAGUUAAUUCACAACUAGAAGUGUUUGUGUGCGUGUGGAUUUAUUACAAGAGAUCGUUCCAACUCAGCUGAUAUUCAUCAUCCCGGGAAGGUGUCUUUCUGGAUGGGAUCUUGCUGUGUGUGUGCAACGAGUUUGAGAGCUGCUCGCGCUCACUGAGAAAGUCAGCUACCAUACGCGUGUCUGCCUCUGACAGUCCACAUCUCAAUGUUAUCACGAGUCAGACGAGUUGCACUGCUUAGAAAUUAAUUGGAAGAUCAAGACCUUCAUUUAAAAGUCGGGAUGUAUGUUAACUCGUGGAUUUGAGAGUGUCGAUGUCAGCAGCUCUGAUGUAAUGCUUUGAUUGUGCAACUGAAGAUUUCUGCCAAUGAGGAUAUCAACUUUAACCGAGACAAAACCCAGAUACCACAGGGUACACUCUAAUUAGUGCAGAGUGGUGUAGGCACAAAUGUUGUGGUCGACUGAUUUGUCGGUGUAAUCAUGCUGUGACUUUGGUCAGUGUAUGCACGGUUUACAUGACGAAAAUGCUUGGAUGCGUUGGCACUUUUGCUUCUUGCAGGUUGUAUUUUCUGCUCGUUGUAAAGGAGGUUUGCCAAUACUUUUGCUGGAUUCAAGUUGCACUUCAUGAAUGAAACUUUUCUACAAUGGUACCAAAUUUCAAUUAUAUACACUGCCCCAGAACCCUCUCUCUUGAGCCUUAAUCCACUGUGGUUUCACGUUAAGCUUGGGAAAAAAAAACCCCGUCAAGUUGAAGUGCAGUUAUUUCCACUGCAAGUUCAGAGAAGGAAAACAAACCAAACCAAGUAUUCCUCACAGGAGGGUUGAGUAUGGUUCACUUCCCACCUCACAUAAUGGAAAUGAAUUGCACCUGAAACAUGAAAGCAAUGAGGAUGCCAUGAUGUGCUAACUGAGAAAACCAAAUCAUCAGAUAAGCUUCAUGUGCCAAACUGGAUUCUUGAAAAACAAAUUUUGUUAAUGUUCUCCAGACAGAAUGAACAAGCCAUGGAAAGAACGUUUUUUUUUUACCUGGAAAGGGUCAAAUAACGGUUUUGGAGAUGCUGUUGCCAACUAGUGCCCGCUUUUGGCUCAUCUGAAGUUUGUUUAUUACUGAAAUGGAGGUGGUGGAAUGGUCAUCCAAAGAUGUGCUAGCCUGGCUGACCGAGCACGGCAUGCAGGAGUACACCGAUGCAUUUCAGAAUAAGCUUGAUGGCCAGGGCUUAUUAAAACUGUCUCGGGAAGAUUUCCAAAGACCACCUCUAUCUCUGGUUGCAUCAGACAAUGGUCAGCAACUGCUAGAAAAAAUAGAAACACUAAAAAUGGAGCAUCACAUUGAAGUGCACAAGAAUGGUCAUGCCAAUGGUCAUCUUAACAUGGGUCCUAUGAAUGCUGGCAGCGAGAAUGACAUCCAUAAUAAAACCAAAAGAACUGGCUUGACAAAUGGUUACCGAAAAGAAAUGGUUCAAAUCGCCAUGCCGGAAUUGGAGCAAUUUCCAUCCUCUCUGGAAUGGUGGAAGACUGGUGUGGCUUUCCUUUAUGCACUUUCCUGUUUUCUACUUACCACAGUGAUGAUCUCAGUUGUCCACGAACGUGUGCCUCCCAAAGAGGAGCAGCCGCCUUUACCGGACAAAUUUUUUGACUAUUUUAACAGGGUGGAGUGGGCCUUCUCCAUCUGUGAGAUUAAUGGCAUGAUACUUGUAGGAUUAUGGCUGGUUCAGUGGGUGCUAAUGAAAUACAAAUCUAUUGUGGGCAGGAGAUUCUUCUUCAUAGUUGGCACGCUUUACCUGUACAGAUGCAUUACAAUGUAUGUAACAACACUUCCGGUGCCUGGCAUGCACUUCAGCUGUUCUCCAAAGCUGUUUGGAGAUGUGGAAGCACAGAUUAGGAGAAUUAUGAAGAUGAUAGCUGGAGGUGGGCUAUCAAUCACAGGAGCGCACACCAUGUGUGGAGACUACCUGUACAGUGGCCACACUGUUAUGCUAACACUCACCUACUUAUUUAUCAAAGAGUAUUCCCCAAAGCGAUGGUGGUGGUAUCACUGGUCUUGCUGGAUUCUCAGUAUUGUUGGGGUUUUCUGCAUUCUUCUCGCACAUGACCACUACACUGUGGAUGUAGUGGUAGCAUAUUAUAUCACUACACGCCUUUUUUGGUGGUACCAUACCAUGGCCAACCAACAGGUAUUAAAGGAACCUUCCAAGACUAAUUUUCUAUCCCAAGUGUGGUGGUAUAAAUUCUUUCGUUUUUUGGAAAGCAACGUUCAAGGCAUUGUACCUCGUACAUAUCAUUUGCCACUUUCCUGGUCAUCCAUAUCACAGUUCUUUGGGAGAAAUGUUAAAUACAGCAGAUUAGUAACUGAUACAUAACACCAGUCUAUCUAAGGAACUGUGCAAAGUGCUGAAAAUUCCUCUUGAGCUGAUGCCAUAGUGAACUUUCUGCUAAUUCAUGUCCUGCAACAUUCACUUUUACUGAAGUGUUCCAAUUAACUGGUCAGCACUGUGAUCUUUCCAAAGGACUAUGUAGAACAAAAACGAUUGACAUGCACUGUAUAAUCUUUUGUUAAUUGUCUUUUUGUCUUUGGUAUAUGCCAUAAACACAAAAUCACGUUCAAUUGUAUUUGAUAUUAACUGCAUCGGUGGCAAUUGUGUCCUGUCUGCUAGUGUUUUCUUUAGCAUAUGUCUGCAAAGAUGUCUGGGAUAAAUUGUAUUUUUUUCAAUCAGAAAUUCAUCUUUAAUAAUCCUUGCCCCAAAGACUGGGCUUAAAAGCCAUUUUCUUAGAAAUGUUCAGAUAUUAAAGAUGGUUGAUGAAUAAGGAUCGGGGUCUGUUUGCAAACAAACUCUGCAUUUUCGAACCAAUGUGGCAAAAGAAACUUUAAGUGCAAAAAUGUUUUAUAGCAAUCAUUCUUGUUAUUUAUGUUAAAUGAAUGUGGCAGUGCAAAAAAAAUCUACACAACAGUUUUUCAAGUAUUUUAAAAUGAGGUCUGCGUAUAAUGGUGGACUCCAAGAUUUACAUGAUAGCAAGAAUGAAAUCAGCACUGGGUGGAAAUUUUGACUGAUAUUGUUUGUUUUCUAGUGCCUUUUCUUGUCCUGAUUGUAUGGUCAGUAGGUGGUCUCAGAUGUAGUAUAUGAAAACUCAAAAAGCCUAUAUGUAUAUUACCUUGAAUAUUGAGUUAAUAAUUAACUGUUGCAGAAUUGCAAAAUGUAAGCUCAACAGUGAGCAUUCAGUUUUGUAGUUAAUGUUUGUGCACACUUUGUCUUGAAUACUUUGAGAUAUGGGGUGCAAAAUAUAAGAAAAUGGUAAUAUUCAAUUCACUAACUAUGGGCAUGUCCUGUUAGAUAUUACUGUACAGGUAAAUUAUUUUAUUAUAUAAAUGGGAAGUACAGCACUGCAAAUCUAACUGUUGUAUUUCAACUUCCUUUUUACAGAUUUUGCAUUUUUCUUAAAUAUCAAGUCAUAACAUGAAGGCAAAAAAAAAACUGAAUUUAUGUGCAGAGGUUAAUGUACUAGCAAAGUAUCCAUGCUCCUCUGUCCCAUUAGUUGGUAAAUCAGCUACAGAGAUACUCUAUUUCUAUAAAUUUUAUUAUAUUUGUGCAAAUAAUGCAUGUAGUCUCACCCAAAUCAAAAGUCAAGUGAAAAUGAAGUCUCUAUUUGCCAAUGUGAGAAAUAGUUUUUUAUUGCAAAUUAUAUGAUCUCCAUUCUGUAUUUUAUGUGAAAGAAAGUUCUUUUCUGUAGUUUUGUGUAUACACAAGGUGAUAUUUGUAUUGUAAAACAAUUAUGGUGAAGGAUGGAAAAUAAAAAGCUUUAAAUGUAA
This is a messenger RNA of Carcharodon carcharias (great white shark), 4194 nucleotides long. RefSeq names its product sphingomyelin synthase 1b (gene sgms1b). Gene Ontology annotation, cellular component: Golgi membrane; endoplasmic reticulum membrane. The transcript is spliced from 9 exons. Bases 1502 to 2749 code for a protein of 415 amino acids. The record is from RefSeq and is a predicted model, not a curated record. Gene Ontology annotation, molecular function: protein binding; ceramide cholinephosphotransferase activity; sphingomyelin synthase activity. Lineage: Eukaryota; Metazoa; Chordata; Chondrichthyes; Lamniformes; Lamnidae. Gene Ontology annotation, biological process: ceramide biosynthetic process; sphingomyelin biosynthetic process.